Aricia agestis (brown argus) is the source of this 1957-nucleotide messenger RNA. It is a transcript of the gene PICK1, whose product is annotated as PRKCA-binding protein. Gene Ontology annotation, cellular component: synaptic vesicle; postsynaptic early endosome; trans-Golgi network membrane. The coding region runs from base 185 to 1924 and encodes 579 amino acids. Gene Ontology annotation, biological process: receptor clustering; intracellular protein transport; positive regulation of receptor internalization. Gene Ontology annotation, molecular function: protein kinase C binding; protein domain specific binding; phospholipid binding. NCBI's taxonomy places the organism in Eukaryota, Metazoa, Arthropoda, Insecta, Lepidoptera, Lycaenidae. The transcript has 12 exons. The record is from RefSeq and is a predicted model, not a curated record.
AUGUGAGUUUCCAGUGUUUGUUAUAGUUUAAAACCGUACAAAAUGAUGCAAGAGUACGAUGACGAUUUCUUCUUCGAGGAAGACAAAAUGUAUGUCACAGUAUUUUAAGCUUUAUCAGCUACAUCCUUUUCCCUUGAUAUCUAUUGGAAUAUUUCAGUGUUGUUGAGUUGAGUGUUGUGCAAGCAUGAAUCAAGACUUACAGCGUACGAUCAUGUUCGAAGAUAAAAUAAUUACUAAAACGGAAAUGACAAGUAGUUUGCUUUUACCAGUUGAUGAAAGUCCUACUAUGAAAGUUCAGGAUACAGCAAAAAUGGAGGACGACAAUAUUCUUGAUUUCAUUGCCGACGACGAUCUACACUGCAUUGCUCGUGAUUUGAGAGAAGAACGCUAUUUAUUGCAAUACCAAAACUUGAUGGGAAUGACGGUAACUUCGGGCAGUGUCGUGUUGAAUAAGGACGAGAAAAACCUCAUCGGUAUCAGUAUAGGCGGAGGGGCGCCACUCUGUCCCUGUUUAUACAUCGUCCAGAUCUUUGACAACACUCCAGCCUCAAAAGAGGGGACACUGCAGAGCGGAGAUGAACUGGUGGGAGUGAACGGACAGACUGUGAAGGGAAAGACGAAAGUGGAAGUGGCGAAGAUGAUUCAAGCAGCUAAGGACCAAGUAACAAUAAACUAUAACAAACUACACGCAGAUCCUAAGCAAGGGAUAUCUCUAGACAUAAUAAUGAAAAAGAUGAAACAUAGACUGGUAGAGAACAUGUCAUCAGGCACUGCUGAUGCUUUGGGACUGUCCCGAGCCAUUCUAUGCAAUGACACCCUAGUUGCCAAACUAAACGAGCUGAGAGAGACAGAAAAUACUUAUAAACGAUUAGUGGAAUUCGCGAAAAGAAUGCUGAAAUCAUAUUUCGAUGUGCUACAAACGUAUAAGGCGUUGGGGGAUAUCUUCGCUGCCAUAGGAGUAAGGGAACCACAAGCGAGGGCGUCCGAGGCCUUCACGAGGUUUGGACAAUACCAUCGUGAAUUAGAAAGAGAUGGCAUCAAAAUGCUGAAGACUUUGAAACCCAUCCUAGCCGAUAUGGGGACGUAUUUGCACAAAGCUAUACCAGAUACGAAGCUAACGAUUCGGAAGUAUGCUGACACUAAGUUCGAAUACCUCUCCUACUGCCUGAAGGUCAAAGAGAUGGAUGAUGAGGAGUAUGGAUACAACGCGCUACAGGAGCCUUUGUAUAGGGUGGAGACUGGAAACUAUGAGUAUAGGUUAAUCCUUCGCUGCCGCCAAGAAGCACGAGCAAGGUUUGCCCGAUUGAGAUCCGAUGUACUGGUAAAAUUGGAACUGCUGGACAAUAAGAAGACGCAAGACGUGGCCUAUCAGCUGAGGAGGUUUAUACAGGGACUGGCUGUUUAUCACAACGAAACCGUCAACCACAUAAAGGAGAACGCAGGUCUGUUUCCAGUGGAAGUGGAUUUGUCGCAAAAUGCCUUCCAAUAUAAGUCCACAGCGCAGAUUAUACAGGAUAACCCAGAAGAAGAUGAUAUUGAAUAUGCCCAAGAAAUCCAGGAAUAUCACGACUUACCUGAUGGCAACACCAAUCAGAAAGUUUCCAACCGUUGCCAGAAUAAGGAUAAAAGCGACAGUGAUACCACAGAACAGUUGCUACCGGGUUUGACGGAUGAUGUCAAACUUGACAUGUCUCCACUGACUGCCAAAAAUGAUAACCUGUCACUUUUAACUGACAAUGUUAAACUUGAUAUGGAACACUUAACUAUCAAGCCUGAAGAUAAUUUAACACUUUUAACAGAAUUAGGAUUAGCAGACACGAAUAAAACUGACGAUUUUGGUGACUUCCAAAAAGGGAUGAGCACAUCAAAUGAUACUGAUGAUGUUUUUGAUAAGUUACUUAAUGAUUUGCAAAUAGGUAAUUGAAUUUGUUAUACAAUAAAAUAUUAUUAGAACUAA